AUGGUCGCUCUUCAAGUGGCAUCUGUGCUAGCAGCACCAGCUGAGUCGCUGGUCGAUAGCUUGGGUGCUAAGAGGAGCGUAUUUGAGCUCUCUGACGAUCUUGUCAGCACACCUGGCGGGUUUUUCUUAAGAUCCAAGGUCCACGCUGUCCCGGAGGGCGCUCUGGUCGCUCACGAUAAAGAUGUCAUUCACAUAAUUUCCUCAAAUGGGACAACACUCCAUACAUCAACCUUUACCCCAAGCAACGGAGUUGGUUGUCAUAAUAUCUCGCCCGCUGCUCGUCGCUCAGCACAAUUUAAAGAGGGCUACGUUGUGACGCCUUCUUGGCACAACACGGGCCCUAGUCCCGUUGCAUCUUUCACGACUACCUGGAAGGUCCCACCCAUCCCAGAAACUGUUGAUGGACAAAUUCUUUAUCUGUUCAACUCCAUCGAGCCCAACACCUUCCAAUCCGUUAUUCAGCCUGUGCUCCAAUUCGGUACCACACCUGCUGGUGGAGGCGACUACUGGGCUAUCGCAUCUUGGUUCGUUGUAGGCUCAGAUGUGUUUUACACCCCUCUCACCCAAGUUUCCCCCGGACGGUCACUCACUGGAGUUAUUACGCUGCAACAAACAAUGAAGGACCUGGAUACCGGUAACAUAACCGGGUUCAUUUACAACUCUGUUUUUAAAGGAGUUCCUAUCUCGUCGUUGACAAUCUCAGUGGGCGAUGAAUUGACAUGGCUUCAAGAGUCUUUGGAGAUCCACGGCCCCACUCAACCCAGCAAACUUCCGCGAGGAAAAACAGUAAUGGGUUCUAUCAACAUCAUGAACCAGGACGGACAAAUACCCAAUGUUACAUGGUCGCCUUGCAACUUCACUGGAGUAACAGACACUGCUGAUGGAUUUUGUUUGGUGGUAAAAGAUAUCGAUUCACGACGUAACUAUACACCUGUACCUACAGUAGCUACGGAACCUGUAGUAGAAUGA
Molecule: messenger RNA, 969 nt
Organism: Psilocybe cubensis
Lineage: Eukaryota; Fungi; Basidiomycota; Agaricomycetes; Agaricales; Agrocybaceae
Exons: 3
Coding region: 1-969 (322 amino acids)
Source: RefSeq, a predicted model, not a curated record